AUGGAGGCCGGCGGUAGUAGUAGUAGGAGUGAGACUACCAGCAGGAAGAGGAAGUCAGCCGCACUCGAGGGCGAGGGCAGUCCGGCUCCGGCGCCGGCGCCAGCGGCAGUGCCCGAUCCCGGAGCGGCUGACCACGAUGGAGGUGGCGGCGGGCGAGAUCUCCACCUCAGCGACCUCCCCGACGACGUGCUCCGGAAGAUUAUUUCGGUCCUCCCCAUGAAGCAACGCGGUCGCACGCAGAUCCUCGCUAAACGUUGGCUUCCCCUCUGGCGCUCUCUUCCUCUCAACAUCGACUGCGAUGAAAUCGCCCGUUCUAAUCAUGGUAAGCUCGGUGAUGUGUUACAACGCAUAAUUUCCUCCCACCAAGGCGACUGCCACCGCUUCUGCAUUCGCCCAUUCUUGGCCACGAACAUGGAGAACGAUGCUGCCGUGGACGCCUGUCUCCUGUCCCCCGCUCUGAAUAAACUCAAGGAGCUUGAGUUCUACCGUCGGCCGUGGCACAAUUGGCAGCGGGUGCCGGCACCAACAUCUAUCUUCCGUUUUUCGCACACCCUCUGUGUCGCCCAAUUCGGACAUUGCACACUCACGGACGACAUCAUUCAAGGGCUUCACUUCCCGCAGCUUAAGAAGCUCGGUCUUGAUUAUGUCUUCCUCUCGGAGUUCUCACUCAGCAGCAUGAUUGCCGGCAGCCCUUCUCUCGAGGUCUUGUUAAUUACUGGGUGCAGUGGAGCCCGUUGCCUCCGGAUCAAUUCAUUUACCCUUAGAAGCAUUGAAGUCGGCAAUUCUUCCCCAGAUCCAUCCAUGGAGGAGCUGAUCAUCGAGAGUGCCCCUCAUCUUGAAAGAUUAUUCCAUCUUGAUCAGAACGAGGAUUUGCAUGUAUCAGUGCUCUCGGCGCCUAAGUUGGAGACCCUAGGUUGUUGUACUAACUCCACCAGGCUCGUGUUUGGUUCCACAGAUAUUCAUCAGGGACCGCGCAUUGAAAUUGGUAGCCUUUCAACAGCACUGUGCAGAAUCAAGUCUUUGCAUCUCUGUAUGCGUACUCUAUGUUUGGACAUGGUUAUUGAAAUGAUGAGAUGUUUUCCGUGCAUGGAGAAGUUGUACAUUCAGUGCGAGAAAUCUGGGACGAAGAAUUUGUGGCGUCGUAAACACCGGGACCUUCUCAGUUCUUUUGUCAUCCGUCUAAAAAAAAUAGUUUUGGAUUAUUAUCGGGCCAAAAAAUCUGACAUUGAUUUUGUAACCUUUUUCGUACUGAAUGCUAGAGCUCUAGAGUCGAUGACGGUUUUAGUCAAGAGCAACGAUGAGGAGUUCUUGGCAAAACAGCGUCAGAAGCUUCUCCUAGAGAGCAAGGCUUCAGAUGGGGCUGAAAUUAAUUUCGUACUCAAGGUGGACGCAAAUCCUGGGACAUAUUAUAGUAUAAGCCUGUGA
Triticum turgidum subsp. durum (durum wheat) is the source of this 1425-nucleotide messenger RNA. Lineage: Eukaryota; Viridiplantae; Streptophyta; Magnoliopsida; Poales; Poaceae. The record is from the annotation of a GenBank genome assembly.